This is a messenger RNA of Ciona intestinalis (vase tunicate), 2397 nucleotides long. The record is from RefSeq and is a predicted model, not a curated record. Lineage: Eukaryota; Metazoa; Chordata; Ascidiacea; Phlebobranchia; Cionidae.
UAUCAUUAAAAUAUUCCAGAGUUUGUUCGAAGAAGGAUCGACGUCGAAGCCUCGAGCGGUGAAGAAGAAGGGAAGCUUCGACGUCGGUGGAUUGUGAUGUCACAAUCAUUUAUUGUUGGAAGUUCUACAAGAUGGUUCAAGUUACCAUGGUUACCAUCGUCGUCAUCGCGUUGUUAGGUGUAGCGCAAGCUAGUACGUCAUCAGCUAUGACGUCAACAGUACGUAGGAGUGGACUGGACUUCCGGUUGGGGAAAUGUAGCGCGGAUGAUUAUUACGUCAGAAUUCAUCUUUGUUCGAAAUCUUUUUACGAAACAGUCCGCCGUAAUGGCGUCGUCGCGCCGAACUGCAGCACCAAAUACUCCACACUGCGGGGUUGUAUGUUGGGUGUUUAUGAUGAUUGUUUGAACGGAACUUUGUUCAACGUGUUGUUGGGAAGAUCGGGUGUAAGGGAACAAGCAAGAAACAACUAUUUAGCGUUCCUCGGUGAUGAAAGGUACUGGUGUACUGAGGGUGGGUUGGGCGUACCAAGAUACAUACACGCUGGUACAAACUGUAACCCUGUAUACGCUCACAUCACCAAGGAUUGUGUGAGGAACUAUCAACGAUUCUUUAACUCAAGAUCUACAUACACUAGGCUGUGUUGGGAAUACCACCGAGGGAAGACGUGUCUUCUACAGAACGCGAUCAACCAUUGUUCGUUCACAACAAUCCCAUUGUCACAGAUGAUGCAAAUGAUUGUUGACGUCACAUUUGAUUAUCAACCUUAUUGUAGAACACGCGUCGAUGUCGCAACUUAUGAUCAGAUGCUACAUAGACAGACGUGUCCACCACGAGCGCAUGCUGACGUCAUAUUCGCCGUUGACGUCAGUUCCGGUACAAGCGACGCGGAAUUUCAAUCGAUGAAAGAAGCCAUCCGCGAUAUCGCGAAAAAAUUGGACUUCGGGAUGUCUGGGAUAAGAAUCGGUUUCGCGCAAUUUCAUGAACGGACAAAGGUUUCUAUCAGGCUUAACAGGUAUCCGAACCUUCGAAGUUUCCAGAGAGGUUUGAAUCGAACUCGACGAAUCUACACGUUACGUCAUCAACGUCACACCGGAAGUGCGUUGCGCUAUCUAGCGGACAAUAUAUUCGACCUUGAGAGCAACCGAUCGGUGAUACGCCCCUUUCACACCCCUCUGUGUGUUGUUAUGACGACCGGAGCUAGUGAUGACGUCACGGAGGCGGAGGCCGUGAGGACGCUCGUGGAAAGAAACGUGCACGUAGUUCGCAUGGGACCUCAUUAUUCAAACAACAAUGCUGAUAGUGAUGUCACAAUGACGGUUGAUGACACAUUGAACUUCACGUCAUCGUGUGGGGAUGUGGUUGAGGAAGUUUGUUUCGCUGAAAGAUUAUACCGCGACAGUAUACGCAGCACCCCCAGUCAAGCAACAACAUCAGCACCCAUGGAUUUUCUCAACAGAAUCCUCAGCCUUGGAAGUCAAGCCCACCUCCCCCUACUAUGGCAACCCCAGCCCCUCAUAUUCCAUCCCUUCAGUAUUUCAUCGGUGCAGGAGGACGCUAGAGGGGUUGGCACGGGGUUCAACAUAUCCGAGUUUGCUCCCCUGCAAGAGCGCGUACCCGAAUCUUUUCCUCACUGAAAACUAUUUUUACCUCUUUGUUGAAAAGUACGAUGGGAAUUCCCCUCAGAGAGCGGCAAUUAUGAUGUCAUAGUAGCAUGCCAUAGAAAUAAUAUUUAUUUGUCAUUUUUCUUUUUGUUUCGUUAUUGUGAUGUCAUACUAACACGUUGUUGAUAUUCAUUAUGAUGUCAUAAUGCACAUCGUUAAGUGCUUAGUCAUGCUAUUGAUAACGAUCGAUGUCAUAAAGACCCAUUGUCUUCGUACACACACAGACGCGCAUUAGUGUGACAGCGACAACAAACAAAUCAACGAAUUAUUUGUUAUCUCCAUGUUAGAUCAACCAUAGAUAUCUUUAAUAAUGCUGUUUACACGAUCUCGGAUAAAAUGUAUUUCAACGCUUAAUAUUUACAAUGAUGACAUCAUAAUAUCUGGAUGAUGUCAUAUUCACUUCACAAAUCACAAUAAUUUAAUGUCAUAAUAUCUUGAUGACAUCACAAUAGUUGAUGAUGUCAUACAGGCAUAGAUUUUGAAACAGUUUUUGUAACAGCGCUCGUAAAAAGUUGGGAAAUGAAUUUCAAACCAGUUUGACCUCCAGGUAUGUAAGAGACCAGGUACCUGUAAGUGGGGUGUUAAAGUUGGUGACAUGUAGGGGGUAUGUUAAAGUUACUCACCAUAGCAAAGCAACCACUUGAAUAAUUGCCGCGAUUAUCGUUAAACUGGAACUUUUCAUUCCCAUUGAAAAAUAUAAAGUUGCAAACAAUGAAAUAAAAUACGAAAAUGUGAA